AUGACCGGCGGGGGAUUCACGGUGAAUGCACCGUCCAGUGGCUUCCACAGCGGCAAGAUAACACUCUCUGUUCUUAUAACUUGCGUCGUUGCUGCAUCCAGUGGACUCAUUUUUGGAUAUGACGUCGGAGUUUCGGGAGGUGUAACGACAAUGGUACCAUUUCUUAAAAAGUUCUUUCCAUCGAUACUAAGAAAUGCAUCGGGUUCCGAAGUAAACAUGUAUUGUGUGUAUGACAGCGAAGUGUUGACAUUAUUCACCUCUUCUCUUUAUCUUGCUGGGUUGGUGUCAUCUCUGGCAGCUGGUAGGGUUACAACAAAGUUUGGUCGAAGAAACACCAUCAUGUUGGGUGGGGCCAUCUUUCUUGUUGGUGGUGUUCUUAACGGAGCCGCACAAAGUAUUGCCAUGCUCAUUUUUGGUCGUAUUCUUCUUGGCCUGGGAGUUGGCUUCACUAAUCAGGCUACGCCACUGUACCUUUCCGAAAUCGCACCACCCAAAUGGCGAGGCGCUUUCAACACAGGCUUUCAAUUUUUUCUCGGGAUUGGGGUAGUUGCCGCCGGCAGCAUAAACUACAGAACGGCGAAGUACACUUGGGGGUGGCGAGUCUCUCUCGGCCUCGCCGUGGUGCCUGCAGCAGUUAUGACAGUUGGUGCCUUUCUCAUAACUGACACCCCGAGCAGUUUAGUUGAACGUGGGAAGAUAGACGAAGCUAGAAAAGCCUUGCGCAAAGUAAGAGGAUCCCACGUUGAUGUUGAACCGGAGAUGGAGGAGCUCAUGAACCGGUCACAUAAUGUGAAUUCUGUGGAGCAGGAGGAGCCCUUCAUGACUGUAUUUGAGAGGAAGUAUCGACCUCACUUGGUGAUGGCGGUUGCUAUCCCACUUUUUCAGCAGCUUACGGGCAUCAACAUCGUCGCAUUCUACUCACCUAACCUUUUUCAGUCCGUGGGAUUGGGACACAGUGCAGCUUUACUUUCUAGCGUAGUCCUUGGACUUGUCAACCUUGUUUCCAUCAUCGUCUCAUCUUUUUUUGUUGAUGAGUUUGGUAGAAGGUUCUUAUUCAUUACUGGUGGAAUAGUCAUGCUUGUCUGUCAGAUUGCGGUGUCCGGUUUGCUAGCUGUGGUGACGGGUGUUGAUGGUAGAAAUGACAUAUCAAAGGGUAAAGCCGUGAUGGUAUUGGUGUUAUUGUGCAUUUAUGCUGCAGGUUUUGGUUGGUCAUGGGGUCCUCUGACCUGGCUAAUUCCAAGUGAAAUUUUCCCCUUAAAAAUCAGAACCACUGGGCAAAGCAUAGCAGUGGGGGUGCAGUUCAUAACACUAUUUGCGUUAUCGCAGACAUUUUUGACAAUGCUGUGUCACUUCAAGUUCGGCGCCUUCUUGUUCUAUGCCGUUUGGAUUGCAGUGAUGACCCUCUUCAUUACAUUUUUCUUGCCUGAGACCAAAGGAAUUCCUCUCGAGUCAAUGCACGUCAUAUGGGGCAAACACUGGUUUUGGAGGAGGUUUGUUACAGGAGUAGCUGACCAAGCAUAAAAAUUGUUGGCAGAAGCAGUAAUGUAUGAACUUACAUAAAUUAUGUGGA
Vigna unguiculata (cowpea) is the source of this 1570-nucleotide messenger RNA. RefSeq names its product sugar transport protein 5-like. The record is from RefSeq and is a predicted model, not a curated record. Lineage: Eukaryota; Viridiplantae; Streptophyta; Magnoliopsida; Fabales; Fabaceae. Gene Ontology annotation, molecular function: monosaccharide transmembrane transporter activity. Gene Ontology annotation, cellular component: membrane. Gene Ontology annotation, biological process: monosaccharide transmembrane transport.